This is a messenger RNA of Seriola dumerili (greater amberjack), 1900 nucleotides long. RefSeq names its product solute carrier family 35 member A5 (gene slc35a5). The record is from RefSeq and is a predicted model, not a curated record. Gene Ontology annotation, biological process: pyrimidine nucleotide-sugar transmembrane transport. Bases 130 to 1410 code for a protein of 426 amino acids. NCBI's taxonomy places the organism in Eukaryota, Metazoa, Chordata, Actinopteri, Carangiformes, Carangidae. Gene Ontology annotation, cellular component: Golgi membrane. The transcript is spliced from 10 exons. Gene Ontology annotation, molecular function: pyrimidine nucleotide-sugar transmembrane transporter activity.
GCGAGGGCUGCCGACAGUACGAUGCUCCGGCUCGCGGAUGUUUUCUUCAGCUAUGUGGUUGGAACAGAGGAGAAUAACAAGCGAGUCUCGCAGGUUUGACUGCAUCCAGCUCCAGUCCCAGUCCCAGCCAUGGUGUGCUGCCACUCCGGCCCCAGACUCUGCUCCCGCUCGUCGGCCUACACUCUAGCCCUCGGCCUGGGCUUCGUAACCCUGGGGACCAGUCGCAUCCUGCUGCUCAAAUUCUCUGCCAACGCUGAGAACAAGUAUGACUUCCUCCCUGCGUCCGUCAAUCUGCUGGCUGAGGCGCUCAAACUGCUCUUCUGCCUGGUUAUGUCAGUCAGGGUCAUAGUCCGAGAGGGUCGAUCCUGCAGAGACCUGGGCUUCUCCUCCAGCUCGUCCUUCCUCAACUCCCUGAAGUGGGCCAUCCCUGCUUUCCUCUACUUCCUGGACAACCUCAUCAUCUUCUAUGUGAUGACCUACCUUCAGCCUGCCAUGGCGGUGUUGUUCUCCAACUUCGUCAUCCUGACCACAGCCGUACUCUUUAGAAUUGUUUUGAAGAGGCGUCUGUCCUGGGUUCAGUGGGCAGCGUUGGUCAUCCUCUUUUUGUCCAUCGUUUCCUUGACGACGGGAUCAGGAGGCAGCCAGAACUCCAUCGCGGUCCCGGGUCUCCACGCGAACCCCCUCUCCACCCCCUCCAACGCCUGUGUGCUCUACACUCAGCUGCUGGAGCAGAUGAGGAACAGCAGUGCCAGUGAAUCCUGGGCGUCGUCCCUGCCCGGACAGGCCUGGAGGGACAAGGUGGUGGAGAAGCUCCGGUCUCUGGGCGUGGGUCACGUCCUGCUGAUUCUCCAGUGCUUCAUCUCCGCCAUGGCCAACAUCUACAACGAGAAGAUCCUCAAGGAAGGAAACCAGAUCACUGAGAGCAUCUUCAUCCAGAACAGUAAACUGUAUGCCUUUGGCGUGGUGUUCAACGCUCUGACCCUCGGGCUCGGCAGCGAGGCGCGAGGCCUCACCGUGCACUGUGGCCUCCUGCAUGGACACAACUUCUACUCCCUGGGUCUGGUGCUGGUCACUGCUGCCCUCGGUUUAUCUGUGGCUUUCAUCUUGAAGUUCAGAGACAACAUGUUCCACGUGCUGACGGGCCAGAUCACCACUGUUCUGGUCACCACCCUCUCCCUCUUCCUCUUCGACUUCCGCCCCUCGCUGGACUUCUUCCUCCAGGCUCCCGUGGUCCUGCUGGCCAUCUUUAUCUACAACGCCAGCCGGCCCAAGGACCUGGAGUACACCCUGCAGCAGGAAAAGCUGCGGGUCAUCAACGGAGAGGUGUUCGAGAGGUCCAGAGGGGACGGCGAGGAGCUGGAGCUGCUGACCAAGCCCAACACGGACAGUGAGUCUGAGGACUCUCUGUAGCGCCACAGCCUCUUCACUGCUGCUAAUAUCCCACUGCACAAUAGACUCGUACCCCUGAACGCAGCACAGUCACAGGCUCUGUCUGUUGAAGCGUUUACUUCACUGACGUCAGGUAAACAGAGAAUGACAGUGUUGAUUUAUUGUGUGUAUGUUUUGAAAUGUGUGAUUUGUACAGUGAGAGAGGGACACCAGCGUUAAGCUGUAUAUAUGCUGGAUAAUUAUAACACUGCAUUUGCCAGUUGGGAUCAUUAGGAGCUUCUGUUAUUGUCUCCUCUGAUGAUUCCUGUUGUGUGUGCAGCUAUUUCACUGACUGCAGGUGAGUGAUAAGUUUAAUUAAUGAGCAGCUGUUUAAUGAAUGUAACUAAAGCUUUACACUAUUUUUAAUUAUUGCUGGCGCGGUGUUGAUUCUUUGAGGCUGCAUGGAAACAAUCUACAAACUACAGCUUCAAAAAUAAUCACAGCAUUAGAAAAUAUUAAUUACAAGAAAUAU